AUGGAUAGGAAAGUGGUCGAGAUUGUGAAGUUUUUACUAGAGUUCACCCCUUUACUAACCUCCCCACCGGUCGAUGGUAGUAUACCAGAGAUAUAUUUUAUCUUUGUAUCGUCCUCGUAUUCAAAAGGUAAGGAUAAAGUGUCCUGGUUGCAGUUCACCAGGUACUUGAAAAUUAUAGAUGAGUUAGGUAAUGGGGUGAUUGAAUGUGUACCUAGAAAUUCAUUAGGGAAAGUAUAUGAUGAUCCAUUUCGAUGCUUUGAUCGAAUUGCGUGGAUCAACCAGCUAGCAUUGGCACUAUUAUUGAGAACAUCACAGAGGAUGAAUGACGCCAAUCGCCCCAAAGAGGAGGAGAGGGUGAAUAAUGGGAAUGAGAUUGAGGUUGAGAUACCAACUAGCAAGGAGGAGAAACUAAAAUACGUGUUGGAGUUAAUUGAUGGCGAGCCACCAGUUAAAUCGGAGAAUGAUAUCUAUCCAGUUAAAAUCAUAACCAACAAGAAACUGAUCCCAAGGGAUAUCAAUGACACGUACUCGUUAACAACACGUGGCUCUAGGCUAGAGCAGCUGGAGUAUCUCUUGAACACUCCCUGUGCCUCACAUGAGCUUCAAAGAGAAAGGUGUAGGUUAAGGACAACCAAGAAACCAUUCUAUGAAUGCUGUGAAGAUGUUGAGCAUGCCCAAAUACUAAGUGGUUUGACUACAUUUGAUAAGAAUACGAGUUACUGUAGGUUGCACCAAGAGAAGGCGAAAAAGUUAAGAAAUGAUGUGGUCAAAUGUCAUGAGAGGAAAAUGCAUUUUAUACCUAUAAUACAGAGUCAAACCGACGUCAAACUAGGUGAUUGUUCAUAUUUGGAUACUUGUCAUAAAAUGGCAUCAUGUCGGUAUGUCCAUUAUGGGCAACUAAUGCCUCGUAGUUUCCAAAUGACCAAUGAGAGUGACUUAGAUGGAAUCACGUUGAAGGAGACCCCAAAAGUAGAAGCCACAAAUACCAAAUGCGAUUGUGAUUAUUCUGAUGAAGAUAAUAUCGAUGUUAAUGUUGAUGAUAUUAAUCAUUAUAAUUGUUAUAAUAGUAAUAACAAUGGAGUCAACAACUAUGUCGGUGUGAAUUUCAAAGUUAAUGUUGAUGACAAUGAAGUUAAUGACCAGCAAGAGAUUGAAAUUAACGAGAAUAUACGUGUAUGGGACUAUACUAGGGGUGAACCAACAUGUACAUUUCUCAAGCCUGAACUUCCAGCACAAUGGAUCAAUGUGGAUCUUACCAAGAUCGACCUAUCCAUCUUAGGGACUGACUACGGAAUAGUUAUAGCUGAUCCCAGCUGGACAAUACACAUGAACCUCAACUACUCCUCUAUGCGAGAUGAGGAACUAGCCCGACUACGUAUUGACAAGCUCCAACGGGAAGGACUUUUAUUACUCUGGGUUACUGGAAGGACCCUUGAAACGGGCAAGCGAUAUUUGGAGAAAUGGGGGUAUACACUAUGCAACGAGAUAACAUGGAUUAAGACGUCACAGUUGGUGAGGACCAUCUCAACGGGGAGGACUGGCCACUGGCUCAACCACAGUAAGGAGCAUCUUCUUGUUGGUAAUAAAGGCUCAAUUGUUGCCAAAUGGCUCAGCACAGGAGGAGAUCCACAAAUACUUGUUGCCUCAACUAGGGAAACGAGCCGCAAACCUGAUGAAGUUUAUGGACUCUGUGAGAGGCUUGCUGGUUCGAACGGUGUUCGGAAACUCGAGCUCUUUGGACGUUCACACAAUAUUAGGAAAGGAUGGAUAACUGUAGGGAACCAGGUGGACGGUGCACGGGUGCUGAGUGCUGAAUUACGUAAACAAUUAAAUGGUGGAAUUAGUUGCAUUGCUAGUACUAAUGAGGUGUAA
This is a messenger RNA of Pichia kudriavzevii, 1872 nucleotides long. RefSeq lists its product as uncharacterized. The transcript has a single exon. The record is from RefSeq and is a predicted model, not a curated record. Bases 1 to 1872 code for a protein of 623 amino acids. Gene Ontology annotation, cellular component: RNA N6-methyladenosine methyltransferase complex; nucleus. NCBI's taxonomy places the organism in Eukaryota, Fungi, Ascomycota, Pichiomycetes, Pichiales, Pichiaceae. Gene Ontology annotation, molecular function: mRNA m(6)A methyltransferase activity.